AUGUCCGCAGAAGUAUCCCACGGCCGUGGCGGCGCCGGCAACAUCAACGCCGACGACACCAAGUAUGUUGAUGGCGAGGUUGUCCGCCUUGGUCCCGUGGGAAGCCAUGGUGAUGGCGCCUACAGCACUGGACGAGGAGGUUCCGGCAACAUUGGCGACCCUGGCACCACGGCUCCGCGACGCGCCGACAAGGAGGUCGUCCCCGAAGCCGCUGUCCGCCUCAGCUCCGACAACGUUGACUACCACACCGGUCGCGGCGGUGCUGGUAAUGAAUACGUUGCUUCCGAACACAAGAAGAGUACUUCGGCUGAUGGGUCCCCUGCUCCUGCGGCCCAGGAAGCUGCCGAGAAGGAGGCCAAGCCGCCGACGAGCUUGGCUGACAAGCUCAAGCAUAAGAUUUUCGGGCACUUCAAGAAGUGA
This is a messenger RNA of Scedosporium apiospermum, 420 nucleotides long. RefSeq lists its product as uncharacterized. The transcript has 2 exons. Lineage: Eukaryota; Fungi; Ascomycota; Sordariomycetes; Microascales; Microascaceae. The coding region runs from base 1 to 420 and encodes 139 amino acids. The record is from RefSeq and is a predicted model, not a curated record.